This is a messenger RNA of Puntigrus tetrazona (Sumatra barb), 1823 nucleotides long. RefSeq names its product serine/threonine-protein kinase NIM1. Gene Ontology annotation, cellular component: cytoplasm. Lineage: Eukaryota; Metazoa; Chordata; Actinopteri; Cypriniformes; Cyprinidae. The transcript is spliced from 4 exons. Gene Ontology annotation, biological process: microtubule cytoskeleton organization; protein phosphorylation; intracellular signal transduction. The coding region runs from base 1 to 1602 and encodes 533 amino acids. Gene Ontology annotation, molecular function: tau-protein kinase activity; protein serine/threonine kinase activity; ATP binding. The record is from RefSeq and is a predicted model, not a curated record.
AUGCUCCGAUCCCGCUUUCCUCCAAAAUCCGAGUCCUCCUCUGUCAGUAAAGUGAACUGCAGCGGAUCAGAUGUGAGUCACUUUCUCUCUGACAGACAGACAGACCUCAGACAGAUCCGUCCGGGUCCGCCGGGAGCCAGACGUCUGGUCCCGACGGGGAUUGUGGCCAUCUGUUUAUCUUUCGGUUUAGAGGCGCUCAAGGAGAUGUCCUGCUACAACCACCAGAGAAAAACAGUCUCGUAUAAUGAAGUCAUACCGUGCAGGCGCGUGGCCCAGCAAACGAUGCCGUCUCACCACAAAGAGCUCGUGCCUCAGCUGGCCUGGAUGGAGGCCAAUAAAAGCACGGAGGAGAUGAGAGGUCAAGCCCCGGACGGAAAAGCCGCAGCCGUGAGUCCGGAGGUCAGCGCGAAGCAGACGGCCUUCGAGAGAGCCGUCUAUGACCUCGGGCACAAGGAGAAGCUCGUCAGCGACCUCGCCUUCGGCAAACGGGUCGGCUUUUACGAGCUCCGUGGGGAAAUAGGCAGCGGAAACUUCUCCCAGGUCAAACUCGGCGUUCACGACCUGACCAAAGAAAGGGUUGCCGUCAAGAUCCUGGACAAGCUGCGUUUGGACAGGCGCUCACAGAGGUUGUUCUCGUCUGAGAUACGCUGCAUGGAGAGACUGUCCCACCCCAACAUUGUUCGUCUGUAUGAGGUGGUGGAGACGUUCUGCAGGCUUCACCUGGUGAUGGAGUAUGCUCCUGGAGGAGAGCUGUACUCCAGGAUCGCCACCAGAGGACGCCUGUCCGAUCUGGAGAGUAAACUAGUCUUCUCUCAGAUACUGUCUGCUGUUAAACACAUGCACGACAACAACAUCAUCCACCGCGACCUGAAGGCCGAAAACGUCUUCUACACCACCACGUACUGCAUCAAAGUGGGCGACUUUGGCUUCAGCGCUGAAUGCAAGCCUACCGACAUCCUCACCACCUUCUGCGGCUCCCCGCCCUACGCCGCCCCUGAGCUCUUCCGGGACAAUGGUUACAUCGGACCGCCGGUGGACAUCUGGGCUCUGGGCGUCCUGCUGUACUUCAUGGUGACGGCCACGUUCCCCUUCAACGGCUCGAGUCUGAGACGACUGCGCUUCUGCAUCCUCCGGGGAUCCUACGUCAUCCCCGCGUUCGUGCCAGACGUCUGCCAGUAUGUGAUUAAAGGCGUGCUGAGGCUGGUCCCGGCCGACCGUAUAUCCCUGGCGCAGAUCAUGUCCAGCGCGUGGCUGAGGGGCAUCGAGUAUCCUCAGCCGUACGCACCCGCUCCUCCCACGCCGGCGCACCUGGCCGACGCGUCACGGACGCUCUCCGCCGAAGAGCGCUCGGUCAAACUCGCCCUCGGGGGGCUGGGGAUCACCGAGAUUCACCUCAGGAACAACGCGGUGCUGGACUCCCGGAGCCCUCUGACGGGGAUCUACCGGAUUCUUCUGCACCGGAUCCAGCGGAGCAGGUCCGUGGAGUCGGCGGGAUGCUCGGCGCUCUGUUCCGCCAAUACCCGCCUCGGCAGGAGGUGCUGGUCUCACCCUACGACCGUCCACAGGAAACAAGAACAGUCCGCCGUCUGUGCCAUCCUAUAAGAAAAACAGAGACAGAUGCGCUCGGCUGGGUGGGUCUUUCCCACCCGACCUCGUGGACGCGCGUAUAAAUAGCACGCCAAAUACGAAAACUCGUCAUAAUAAUAGGGAAAAUGGACUUUGCAGUGAUACACGAUUUGAAUAGGAUCGUAUAUAUACGGCACGCCGACAAAUAUCGUAUCACAUUCACGUGAAAACCUUUUCUAUGCACGCCAAAUAAGUGC